GGACGCGGGGCGCGGGCGGAGCGGCCGGGCCUGGGCCUGCAGCCGGCGCCGAGAUGCUGCCGCCGCCGCCGCUGCUGCUGCUGGCGCCUCUCUUCCUGCGGCCCCUGGGCGCCGUCGGGGCGCAGACCCCCAACGCCACCUCGGAAGGUUGCCAGAUCAUACACCCGCCCUGGGAAGGGGGCAUCCGCUACCGGGGCCUGACUCGGGACCAGGUGAAGGCCAUCAACGUCCUGCCAGUGGACUAUGAGAUCGAGUAUGUAUGCCGCGGGGAGCGCGAGGUUGUGGGGCCCAAGGUUCGCAAGUGCCUGGCCAACGGCUCCUGGACGGACAUGGACACCCCCAGCCGCUGUGUCCGAAUCUGCUCCAAGUCUUACUUGACCCUGGAAAAUGGGAAAGUUUUCCUGACGGGUGGGGACCUCCCAGCUCUGGACGGAGCCCGGGUGGAUUUCCGGUGUGACCCCGACUUCCAUCUGGUGGGCAGCUCCCGGAGCAUCUGUAGUCAGGGCCAGUGGAGCACCCCCAAGCCCCACUGCCAGGUGAACCGAACGCCACACUCAGAGCGGCGCGCAGUCUACAUCGGGGCGCUGUUCCCCAUGAGCGGGGGCUGGCCCGGGGGCCAGGCCUGCCAGCCCGCGGUAGAGAUGGCGCUGGAGGACGUGAACAGCCGCAGGGACAUCCUGCCGGACUACGAGCUCAAGCUCAUCCACCACGACAGCAAGUGUGACCCAGGGCAAGCCACCAAGUACUUGUAUGAGCUGCUCUACAACGACCCCAUCAAGAUCAUCCUCAUGCCUGGCUGCAGCUCUGUCUCUACACUUGUGGCUGAGGCUGCCCGGAUGUGGAACCUCAUUGUGCUUUCCUACGGCUCCAGCUCACCAGCGCUGUCGAACCGGCAGCGCUUCCCCACGUUCUUCCGCACACACCCGUCAGCCACGCUGCACAACCCUACCCGCGUGAAGCUCUUUGAAAAGUGGGGCUGGAGGAAGAUUGCCACCAUCCAGCAGACCACGGAGGUCUUCACGUCGACUCUGGAUGACCUAGAGGAGCGAGUGAAGGAGGCUGGAAUCGAGAUUACCUUCCGCCAGAGUUUCUUCUCGGAUCCGGCUGUGCCGGUCAAGAACCUGAAGCGCCAGGAUGCCCGGAUCAUCGUGGGACUUUUCUAUGAGACCGAAGCCCGGAAAGUGUUUUGUGAGGUGUACAAGGAGCGGCUCUUUGGGAAGAAGUAUGUCUGGUUCCUCAUUGGGUGGUACGCUGACAAUUGGUUCAAGACGUAUGACCCGUCCAUCAACUGCACAGUAGACGAGAUGACCGAGGCAGUGGAGGGCCAUAUCACCACUGAGAUUGUCAUGCUGAACCCGGCCAACACCCGGAGCAUUUCCAACAUGACAUCCCAGGAAUUUGUGGAGAAACUAACCAAGCGACUCAAAAGACACCCUGAGGAGACUGGAGGCUUUCAGGAGGCACCACUGGCCUAUGAUGCCAUCUGGGCCCUGGCGUUGGCCUUGAACAAGACGUCUGGAGGAGGUGGCCGUUCAGGUGUGCGCCUGGAGGACUUCAACUACAACAACCAGACCAUUACCGACCAGAUCUACCGGGCGAUGAAUUCCUCAUCCUUCGAGGGUGUCUCCGGCCAUGUGGUGUUUGAUGCAAGUGGCUCCCGGAUGGCUUGGACACUUAUUGAGCAGUUACAGGGUGGCAGCUACAAGAAGAUCGGCUACUAUGACAGCACCAAGGAUGACCUUUCCUGGUCCAAAACAGAUAAGUGGAUUGGAGGGACCCCCCCGGCCGACCAGACCCUGGUCAUCAAGACAUUCCGCUUCCUGUCGCAGAAACUCUUCAUCUCCGUCUCGGUUCUCUCCAGCUUGGGGAUUGUUCUAGCUGUUGUCUGUCUGUCGUUUAACAUCUACAACUCUCACGUCCGUUACAUCCAGAACUCACAGCCUAACCUGAACAAUCUGACUGCUGUGGGCUGCUCACUGGCAUUAGCUGCUGUCUUCCCCCUUGGGCUGGAUGGCUACCACAUCGGGAGGAACCAGUUCCCUUUUGUCUGCCAGGCCCGCCUCUGGCUCCUGGGCCUGGGCUUUAGUCUGGGCUAUGGCUCCAUGUUCACCAAGAUCUGGUGGGUCCACACAGUCUUCACAAAGAAGGAAGAGAAGAAGGAAUGGAGGAAGACUCUGGAGCCUUGGAAGCUGUAUUCCACGGUGGGCCUGCUGGUGGGCCUGGAUGUCCUUACUCUCGCCGUCUGGCAGAUCGUGGACCCCUUGCACCGGACCAUCGAGACUUUUGCCAAGGAAGAGCCAAAGGAAGACAUUGAUGUCUCUAUUCUGCCCCAGCUGGAGCACUGCAGCUCCAAGAAGAUGAAUACGUGGCUUGGUAUUUUCUAUGGGUAUAAGGGCCUGCUGCUGCUGCUGGGAAUCUUUCUUGCUUAUGAGACCAAAAGUGUAUCCACUGAGAAGAUCAACGACCACAGGGCUGUGGGCAUGGCCAUCUACAAUGUGGCGGUCCUGUGCCUCAUUACCGCCCCUGUCACCAUGAUCCUGAGCAGCCAGCAGGACGCAGCCUUUGCCUUUGCCGCCCUCGCCAUCGUCUUCUCCUCCUACAUCACUCUGGUUGUGCUGUUUGUGCCCAAGCCCCUGCUCUGCUGCCCCUGCCUACAUGCUUGUCCCCAGAUGCGCAGGCUGAUCACCCGAGGUGAGUGGCAGUCGGAGGCCCAGGACACCAUGAAGACAGGGUCGUCGACCAACAACAACGAGGAGGAGAAGGCCCGGCUCUUGGAGAAGGAGAACCGCGAACUGGAAAAGGUCGUUGCUGAGAAAGAGGAGCGGGUCUCCGAGCUGCGCCACCAGCUCCAGUCUCGGCAGCAGCUUCGCUCCCGGCGCCACCCCCCGACGCCCCCAGACCCUUCUGGAGGCCCAGCCAGGGGCCCCCCCGAGCCCCCCGACCGGCUUAGCUGUGAUGGGAGUCGAGUCCAUUUGCUCUACAAGUGAGGGGCACCAGGGAGCAGCCGUAGGGGUGGGAGGGUGGGAGGGCGGGAGGCUGGAGGAAGCAGGCGUCUCCGUCCGCAGUCAGGGGAACGCGCUGCCCGACCAGGCCUUAAACACCUGUGCCUCUGGAGUCCUGGGGUUAUUUGGGUCUCCGGAACGCUGAGAAAUAGGCCUUUUCCUGUCCUCUUCAUUCAUGUGAUCUUGUGUCGUCACUUCAGAACUCAGUCGUGUUUCAUGAAAAGCCCCUCGCGGGACUCCUUGGCAGCCGGGCCAUUUCUCUGCCUCCACAGCGCACUGCUGUCUUCUUACCGGCAGCCUCUGGUCUCUCGGCCUCCUGUCAGCAGGGGUCUCCACACAAGUGCGCUUCCCACCCCAGUGGGGCCUCUGUUUCUCUCGCCCUCAUAACCUCCUCCCCUCCACUUUCCCUCCUCACAUUUCUUUCCUCUGAGGGCUCACUCUUCUCACCAAGGCCGCUGUGAGUGAGCUCCUGCUUCCCAGCACACAUUUAUCCCCUCUCCUGCUUGUGCCCACGGGGCAUGCUGCUGUGCACGCUUGCUCUUCCCUUGAGCCUUCUCACCUGUGGUUCCAUGUGCUUCCUGUGGACCCUGCACUAGCUCUGCAUGCCCCUCGUGGGCACAGGUCUGCCCUUGUGUGUGGGUCAUGAGCUGUGUCUUCCUACCACACACAUCCACAUUUGCCUGCUUUCUUCUUCUCACCUAAAGAUCGCUGUGUUCUCUCAACAGAACUAUGUGCAUUGUCACGCACUUUGCCCUAAUUCUCUUUGCUGGGGCACCCACACUCCUCCCUCCUACACUCAGUGCCUGCUCAGGUGUUUCUGGUCUGUGCUUUGCACUCAUCCUGUCACCCGCAGUCUACACUCAACACUCAUCUUCCCCCAGGACUGCUCCCUUUCACUGUGUGUAAGUUUGGGGACCAAGGGUAAAGGAACGGGCAGGUUGGGAGAGCUGCUUCCAGUGGAUAGAUGAUGAGAAUCCUGACCAAAGGGAGGCACUUCAGGCCAUUGGAAUGAACAGAUGGACUGAUGGGGCAAUGGGUGGUGUCCCUUUCACAUUGGUGUCUCUUGGGGCAGGAUCUCCCUGAAUCUCAAUAAACCAGUGGACAGUGUGACUCAGCA
Messenger RNA from Heterocephalus glaber (naked mole-rat), 4119 nucleotides. It is a transcript of the gene Gabbr1, whose product is annotated as gamma-aminobutyric acid type B receptor subunit 1. Gene Ontology annotation, molecular function: G protein-coupled GABA receptor activity. Gene Ontology annotation, cellular component: G protein-coupled receptor heterodimeric complex; membrane. Gene Ontology annotation, biological process: gamma-aminobutyric acid signaling pathway; G protein-coupled receptor signaling pathway. The record is from RefSeq and is a predicted model, not a curated record. Lineage: Eukaryota; Metazoa; Chordata; Mammalia; Rodentia; Bathyergidae.